This is a messenger RNA of Vigna angularis (adzuki bean), 1391 nucleotides long. RefSeq names its product thiamine pyrophosphokinase 2. Lineage: Eukaryota; Viridiplantae; Streptophyta; Magnoliopsida; Fabales; Fabaceae. Gene Ontology annotation, molecular function: ATP binding; thiamine binding; thiamine diphosphokinase activity. The record is from RefSeq and is a predicted model, not a curated record. Gene Ontology annotation, biological process: thiamine diphosphate biosynthetic process; thiamine metabolic process. The transcript is spliced from 6 exons. The coding region runs from base 371 to 1150 and encodes 259 amino acids.
GUGGCACAAAACUGGAACUUUCGCGUAUGGUAAUCGCGUUCCCACGUCUGUUCCACUGCACACCAAAAUUGAAUUGAAUCGAAUCCAAUCGCUGGGGUUGUAACUGUAAUUUCAUCGCGCGUAUAUGGCAGACGAGGUUUAUUAGAGUUUGGUUACAGUUGGGAUUUUAUUUUAUCAGAUCCAAGCACAUUCAAUGGGAAUAGAAAGCAGCGAAUGAUUGAAUAAAGGGAGAAGAAGCAAGUGCAUCAAUAUAAUAUUAUCACCAUCGUUAUUGAAACAAAAAACGGAAUACUAAAGUGAGGUAUCCUGUGAAAAGUUUGGGAGCAUAACAGACAUCUCGCCUCCCAAAAGAAGCAUCCUGUGAAAAAAUAUGGAUUUGAUGUGUCAUUGUUCGAAUUUUCUUCUUUCGCCGGAGAACCCCAACGCGGCGUGUUCUCUUUCUCUGAACUACGCUCUCGUUAUUCUCAAUCAGAGUCUUCCGAGAUUUGCUCCUCUGCUCUGGGACCACGCUCAUGUGCGAGUGUGCGCCGAUGGAGGUGCCAAUAGGGUGUAUGAUGAAAUGCCUCUUUUCUUCCCGCAUCAACAACCUUCCCAUGUUCGCUCCAGGUACAAGCCUGAUGCAAUUAAAGGAGACAUGGAUUCAAUACGGAAAGAAGUACUUGACUUCUAUGCAAAACUGGGAACUAAGAUAAUUGAUGAGUCGCAUGAUCAGGACACCACAGAUUUACACAAAUGUGUCAUAUACAUACGUGACCUCAGCCCAAAGAUUGAUGGAUCAGAGCAAUGCAUUCUAGUUGCUGGAGCACUUGGUGGGAGAUUCGACCAUGAGAUUGGAAAUAUUAAUGUUCUGUGUCGAUUUCCCAACACACGGAUUAUCCUUCUAUCUGAUGAUUGCCUCAUUCAUCUUCUUCCAAAGAAUCGGUAUCAUAAAAUCUUUAUUCAAUCUUCUGUUGAGGGUCCCCAUUGUGGACUCAUUCCAAUUGGGAUGCCGUCUGGAAGCUCUACAACCACAGGACUCAAAUGGGACCUCAAUGAGACGGCAAUGAGAUUUGGAGGUUUAAUAAGCACAUCGAAUAUUGUAAAAGGAGAAAUAGUUACAGUACAGUCUGAUUCAGAUCUUCUUUGGACUAUUUCUAUCAAGAAGCCUUAGGUUUUAUAUGUUGCUUAGUGCAGUGAUUUUUCAGAUCAUAAGUAUUAAUAUGGGUCCUAUUCUAUUAAAGGUCACAGCUUCAGCUGACCUUUCUUUAUGUUCCAUUCUUUCAACUUACUGUAUGAAUUACGGGAGGACAAAAGGGAAAUAGGGAAUUAUUCUUUAAUGUAGGAACUUCUAUUCCUAGUGACUAUGCUUGGAAAUUCAGUUUUCAAAGAGGUUACCUACAUUCGUUGGUUCA